AACACGCGACUGAAGAGGAUUUUAGUUUUACCAGGUUUCUCUUUAUUAUCUAAUAUAUUCUCACUCUCAGGUUCUGCUCAGAGAAAGGUUUGGACAGGGAACUGGUAGAAAAGGACCUGGCGAGAGUCAGGGCAGAGCUAAGCUCGAAAUGCCUUGCUCAGAAAACUCAGCCAGGAGAAAUUUCGACGAGUUUCAUGGCGUAAACCAAAACAGAGGGUCGGGCUCGCGGCCACAGCCAGCCUCCCUGGCUCGCUGUGACCCCGAGUGCACUAUACUCUGAGAGUGGCACCUGAAGCCGAAGUGAAGGCGGAUCAAUCUCGGUCAUUGUGAAAAAAUGGCUAACACCAAUGAAGACACAAAUUCUUUGACCACCCAACGUUAAGGAAAGUAAAUCCCUGGAUAGGGUUCUAAAGCGAUGCAAGUCACCAGAUGAGACGUGGAUUCCUUAUGGUAUUCAGCGAAUUUUCUACAAAACUGGUAAGUUAGUAAACUAAUGUAUUGUGUUUUAACCUCUCGAGUAGAUUUCUGUACAUUGCGGCUAGUGACUGGGUAUGAGACGCCGAUGGGUAUGUUGUGCCUUUUGCGAAACUGAAUUCAUAGGAGCCUGGGACUGGGAUUUGCAUCCCUUGUUCAUACAUAUUAGACGGUGUCUGGGCAAGACGAACGGGGCGCACGUAGACCGAUCCACACCGAUAUAUCCCAACUAUAGCACCGAAGACGCCCGUUUGUCGACCUUUUUUGACAUAUGGCCGAAGGCAAUAAAACCAUCCUAUCAACCAAAAACCCUACUUGCAAGACGGGAUGUACCGUGGGAGCAACACGCCCUGUGGUUUUCUAAUUGUUAUUACUUACUAUUGGUUAAGGGACUCCAGUAUAUACAGCGCAUCAUAAACGAGGCCUGCAUGAAAGACGAGACAUCUGCGGCAGCCGUGCAGCAGCGCCAACAGUCACCUCCUUCUCUGUCGUCUGCACUCGCGGCAUACAACGAGAGCCAUCAUGGAUUUUGUAAAGUUUGUAUGGAGGACGAGCUCAACGUGUGCCUGGUGCCGUGUGGCCACAUUGUUACUUGCGCCAAAUGUUCUAUGGUAAUUUCUAAGUGCGUCGUGUGCCGGUCCAAAAUCGAUAAGCGCGUUCGCAUUUAUUAUUAAUGAAUACUAAGGAUUAUUAUUAAUGAGAACUAGGCUAAGAGACCAUUUAAUUAGUAAAUGUUACUAC
Cydia strobilella is the source of this 1215-nucleotide messenger RNA. RefSeq names its product death-associated inhibitor of apoptosis 2-like. NCBI's taxonomy places the organism in Eukaryota, Metazoa, Arthropoda, Insecta, Lepidoptera, Tortricidae. Gene Ontology annotation, cellular component: nucleus; cytoplasm. The coding region runs from base 552 to 1148 and encodes 198 amino acids. Gene Ontology annotation, molecular function: ubiquitin protein ligase activity; cysteine-type endopeptidase inhibitor activity involved in apoptotic process. Gene Ontology annotation, biological process: regulation of cell cycle; negative regulation of apoptotic process; positive regulation of protein ubiquitination. The record is from RefSeq and is a predicted model, not a curated record. The transcript is spliced from 2 exons.